This is a messenger RNA of Asparagus officinalis (garden asparagus), 792 nucleotides long. RefSeq lists its product as uncharacterized. The record is from RefSeq and is a predicted model, not a curated record. The transcript has a single exon. Bases 10 to 792 code for a protein of 260 amino acids. Gene Ontology annotation, biological process: positive regulation of growth. NCBI's taxonomy places the organism in Eukaryota, Viridiplantae, Streptophyta, Magnoliopsida, Asparagales, Asparagaceae.
UCCUCUUCCAUGGCUUUAGAGACAUGGCUCACUCGAGUCAAGUCUGCCAUCCGCUCUUCAAUGACCCAAGAAACCUCAUCAAUGAUCCUCACCAAGAGAUCCUCCACCGUCGGCAUCCUCGCCUUCGAGAUUGCCAGCCUCAUGCCCAAUCUCGUCCAUCUCUGGCGAUCACUCUCCGACUCCCAAAUUUCUCGCCUACACUAUGAGACCAUCGCUCUCGAAGGAGUUCGCAAGGUCGUCUCCGAUGAUGACACACUUCUUCUAAAGCUCACGAAGACCCUCCGCCUAAUCGUCGCCUCGACGUCUAAUAUGAGCAAGCAAUACGCCAAUCAGGAGCUCUUUAGGUUCGAUCAAAGGUUCAAGAGCUACGCGGACUCGAGCAAGGAUCCGAAUCGGUGGGCGAUGAGCACCAAGGAGAUGGACUUCAGAGUCAAGAAAAUGGAUCGAUUGACAGCAGCAACAGUGGCUCUUUAUAAAGAGAUGAACGAAUUAGCCAACUCCGAGCACAGAUUGCAGAAAAUGAUUGUCCAGAGCAAACUGAACAAGAUGACGGCGGUCACCGACGUCCAACAGAAAACCUUCUGUAAGAGACAGGAAGUCAAGUACCUGCGACAGAGCUCACUUUGGGGAUCCACAUUCGAUGUCGUGAUCUCGCUUCUAUCUCGAUCGAUCUUCAUGAUUCUUGCACGAAUCAAGCACGUGUUCGGCAUUGACACUAUGACCUCAAUCCCUCUCCCUCCUCCUCCUCAUCCUCAUCAAUACAAUUUCCUUAUUGGGGAGUCUGGGUAUUAG